AUGCAGGGCGAUGGCUCGCACAACAGCACCGUGCUCCUCCUCGACCUCGUCGAGGACGGCGGCAACGAACGCUGGGUCGAGCAGCUCGACACGCGCUUCCAGAAGGAGUUUGCGGCGAAGAAGGCUGCACUGUGGGUAACCACCGAGACGGGUACGCUCGCGGGCACGGUCCGCAGCGCAGGCGGUAUCGACGAGACCGCUGGCAACAUCACCUUCGUCACUGUCCACGAGACUGGGCCCGUGGUCCCGUACGACCAGCCCGAGGCUGGCUUGGACCUGGUGACAAGGUGGCUGUACGACAUCCCGCUCACGCUGAACGCGAGCGAGGCCGCGACGCGCGUGCCUUUCAGGAGGGUGUAG
This is a messenger RNA of Fomitopsis serialis, 360 nucleotides long. RefSeq lists its product as uncharacterized. NCBI's taxonomy places the organism in Eukaryota, Fungi, Basidiomycota, Agaricomycetes, Polyporales, Fomitopsidaceae. Gene Ontology annotation, biological process: proteolysis. Bases 1 to 360 code for a protein of 119 amino acids. Gene Ontology annotation, molecular function: serine-type carboxypeptidase activity. The record is from RefSeq and is a predicted model, not a curated record. The transcript has 4 exons.